Molecule: messenger RNA, 786 nt
Organism: Arachis ipaensis
Lineage: Eukaryota; Viridiplantae; Streptophyta; Magnoliopsida; Fabales; Fabaceae
Source: RefSeq, a predicted model, not a curated record
AUGGACUUUGUAACUGGGUUGCCGAGGACUAGGUCGGGACUUAAUGCGGUUUCGAUGAUCGUGGAUUACUUAACCAAGUUCGCUCACUUUCUGCCUAUCCGAGUGAACUAUUCAUUGGAGGAAUUAGCGAGGCUAUACAUCAAAGAGAUUGUAAGGUUGCAUGCCGGUGAGACAAGUGUGUUGGGUCCGGAUUUGAUAGCUGAGACUACUGAGAAGAUCAAACAGAUUCGAGCUAGAAUCCUAACUGCACAGAUCCGACAGAAGAGUUAUGCGGGUCAGAGAAGGAAACCAUUGGAAUUUGAAGUGGGUGAACAUGUAUUUCUAAGGGUUACUCCAACAACUAAGAUCGAAAGGGCGAUCAAAACGAAGAAGUUGAAUCCGAGGUUUAUCGGACCUUUUGAAGUGUUGAGGCGAGUCGGGCCGGUGGCAUAUCAAGUAGCUUUGCCGCCGCAUUUAUCUAACUUGCAUGACGUGUUCCAUGUGUCACAACUUUGGACGCACACAUCGGAUACGGCUCAUGUGUUAGAUCCCGAGUCGGUCAAAUUGAAGGAGAACCUGACUUUUCAAGUCACACCAGUGCAGAUCGAAGACACUAGUGUGAAGAAGUUACGUGGAAAGGAAGUUCUGUUGGUAAAGGUAGCUUGGAAUAGAGCUGGAAUGGAGGAGCACACAUGGGAGUUGGAGUUAGAAAUGCGAAAGAAUUAUCCGGAGUUAUUUUCAGGUAUUGAUGGUGAUGAUAUUGGUAUGUAUAGCUUGAUAUUUGGUGACUUUUGGAAGUGGUGUUAG